Saccoglossus kowalevskii is the source of this 769-nucleotide messenger RNA. RefSeq names its product C-type lectin mosGCTL-1-like. Lineage: Eukaryota; Metazoa; Hemichordata; Enteropneusta; Harrimaniidae. The record is from RefSeq and is a predicted model, not a curated record.
AACAGAAGUCUUCCUAUUUUCAGACUCCGCCACAGAAUACAAAGAUGAAGUCUACUGUUUUUAUCCUCGUCGCAUUGUUGAGUAUAGCUUACGGGCAAAAUUACACGGAGUACAUUUCAGGAUGUAACCAUCUUCGUGGGACCACAGUGGAAUACCAGAUAUUUACCGAUGAGGUUUUCUGGGCCGAAGCUGAAUCGUACUGCCACGACUAUCUUGGUGGGAACCUUGCUAGAAUUCACAAUGAUGAAACAAACACACUGAUUUUGAGCUACAUCGAGUCGUCCGGUGCUGGUGAUGCGAUUGCAACUGGGUUUUGGAUUGGCUUAAACGACAUUAGAAAUGAGGGUGUAUAUGUGUGGUCGAAUGGAGGAGAGACAUGUUAUGGCUUAGAUUAUAUCCCGUGGGGGAACGGUGAACCCAAUAACAACACAAAGAAGGAUUCGAACGGCCAGGACUGCGUACAACUCAGAAAAUCAAUGAAUUGGUCUUGGGAUGACGACUACUGUAGCUACAGACCCAAGGGCUUCAUUUGCGAGAUACCAGUUUGCAGCGAUCAUCACGAAUGUAAUGUGUGCCAAGAUUCAGUAUAAAUUCUCUGGGAGCUAAGAUGUAUCUGAAACUUUUACAGCAGUACUAGUUCUUCACGCUUUACGUCAUGGCAAGUGACUGACACGUGCAAUUAACACACACUUUCUUUCCAUAGGUUGAUUAUUUUGGUGUGUUAUUGGUGUCUGUAUUAUAACUUAAUAAACAUCACAUAAAUGCAAAA